Protopolystoma xenopodis is the source of this 585-nucleotide messenger RNA. The record is from the annotation of a GenBank genome assembly. NCBI's taxonomy places the organism in Eukaryota, Metazoa, Platyhelminthes, Monogenea, Polystomatidea, Polystomatidae.
AUGACAUUCUUUGAGAAGCUUCAGGACAAGCUUUCUCAAUUGCGCGAGGCUCGUGAAGCGCUUGAUUCACUACGCGCAGAUGCGGCAGAACGACGUCGUCAGGAAGAAGCAGAAGCUGCACGUCUUCGGCAGCUGCAGUUGAUACAGAGACUGGAGGUGAUGCGACAACAGAAACGAGAGUUUCUUGAAUAUAAACGACUUAUGGUCUACGAACAGACUAUGCAAUAUCAGCAGCAGUAUCAGGCUCAACCGAGUGCUGGAUAUCAACCGAAUGAGUAUUCAGCUGGUUGCCAAGACCCACAGAUCGGCCAGCUUCCCUUGACUCACCACGCGGCUCCUCUAUCUGACUACCCAAAUCUUCCUGGCCUUGCCACAGCGGGACCUGUAAUGGCUUAUCAGAUCCCUUUUCAAGAAGCUAAUGCUCAUUCUGUGGUAAAAGCGGCAGCUGCGACUACGAACUAUGCCGAAUGUCAUCCUAUCGGAUAUCCAUCCCCAGCAUAUCAGACAAUUCCUGGUGUACAGGAUUCAUAUAAUCUUAGGCGCAAGUCCCUGCCAUUAUUAUCAUUGCAAUUGUUAUUUUUAUGA